AUGCUCUUCAACGCCCUCCUCGCUGCCACUUCGGCGUCGCUUGCGACUGCCGCCGCCCUCCCCCUCUCCCCGCGUGCCAACGCUAGCAUCACCGACUUCACUACGUCGCCGGUGUCGUGGUCGUUCCCUCCCGGCCGUGGCUUCUCGGCUCAGACUGCCACUGAGGCCCCUUGCGGUGGCUUCGCCGCAACCACUCCUACCACUUUCCCUCUCACCAACGGCCAGAUCUCGCUCCUCCAGGAGACUGCGGUCGACGACCUCAACUUCCUGUGGUACAAGGGCUCGAACCCCACCAAGUUCCACGAGUUCAGCACGUACACCAACACCAUCGCGGACAUUGGUGCCGGCCACUACUGCGGUCACGCCCCGGACUUUUCCUCGCUCGGCUUUGUCGACGGCGACGUUGCCACCCUCCUCCUCAUCUACUACCUCGACGGCCAGAAGGAGUGGUACUACCAGUGUGCGGACGUCAAGCUCGUCGAGACCUCGAGCUACGUUAAGACCGCCGACUACGUCUGUGGCAACUACACCUCGGAGCUCGAAGUCGCCUCGGAGGCGGACAGCCUCCAGCUCAACGGCGGUAGCUCGCUGACGAGCGCCACCAUGCCCGCCGACAUGGUCCACCCCACCACUGGCGCCGCUGCCGCCGCCGCCUCGGUCACUGGUUCGUCAUCGUCGUCGUCGAGCGUCAACACCGACUCUGGCCUCUCGGCCGCUGAGGGUGGUGGUAUCGGCGCCGGUGUCACCUUUGGUGUCAUUGCUCUGAUCCUCGCCGCUCUUUAUGCCACUGGUCGCGUCCACUUUGGCAGGCGCAACGCUCCCGUCUCGCUUGACUCGUCGAGCUCGUCGUCGUCGCUUCCCAUCAAGCAGCGUGCUGUUUAA
Apiotrichum porosum is the source of this 882-nucleotide messenger RNA. RefSeq lists its product as uncharacterized. Lineage: Eukaryota; Fungi; Basidiomycota; Tremellomycetes; Trichosporonales; Trichosporonaceae. The transcript has 3 exons. The record is from RefSeq and is a predicted model, not a curated record. The coding region runs from base 1 to 882 and encodes 293 amino acids.